Messenger RNA from Sclerotinia trifoliorum, 2120 nucleotides. The record is from the annotation of a GenBank genome assembly. Lineage: Eukaryota; Fungi; Ascomycota; Leotiomycetes; Helotiales; Sclerotiniaceae.
AAAAAAAAGUUUCAAUGUGAUUUUCCCUUUAUUUACAACUACCAUUGCACAAAUUUCGAAUCAAUUACCCCAGAACAAUAUCAUACUCUUUCAUAAUGGGGUCUUCCAAAGCUGUUCCUAGUGAACAAAAGAAAAAGUCAAAGUCAAAGUCCUCCUCCAAAUCUUCUGCCAAAGUUUCAACUAAAACUCCAGUCGCCAAAUCACCGCAAAAUUUCAAGAGCUCUGAAUUCGUUGGAGAAAGCGACAAUGAGAAUGAUGAGCCAAUGGGAAAUAAUUCAGAUUCAGAUUCCGAUAGUGACAAUGACUCUCUGCCAUCGAAUCCCGCUAAAUCCACACCUAAAUCCAAGUCCAAAUCUAAUGGUAAAGCCGCAGAAAGUAGCGACAGUUCCGAGGCUGAAAGCGAGGAAGAGAGUGAAAGUGGAAGUGGAAGCGAUAAAGAGAAUGAGCAGGAAUCCGAAAGUGAAAAUGAAUCGAAUGCAAAUGGAAAAAAGUCUGCUGUGGCGCCGCCGUCUAAGUAAGUUCUUCGAAGCUCGCCAGAGUUUGAAAUUAUUCGCUGAUAAUAUAUUAGAAAGGAUGCUAAAACCGUGUCAAUGAAAGUUGCGCCCUUCAAGCCCCCUCCUGGAUUCGAGAAGACUUCAUCGAAGAACUCGAGCAUUACAUCACAACUAUUUAACAAGUCUAAUUUAGAGGGCAAGGAGAUUUGGUAUAUCACAGCACCUGCGUCAGUGCCUAUCAACUCCGUGAAGGAAAUUUCGCUACAAGAUGCGAAAUUGGGCAAGGCAGUAUUUUCACACGACGACAAUGAUUAUGGUUUCAUUAACGAUCCACUCGAAGAUAAGACAUAUACCAAGAUCCUGAUACCAAGCAAUCCCAAAGAUGGUUACUCUAUUGGUAACCAUCCCCCUGCAACUAAUUCCUCCUAAUACUAAUGAAUCAUUCUAGAAAGAAAGCCUGUGGACCAGAUAUAUCAUAUGCAACAAGUAGUCAACAUUUCAAAGGAAAAUUCCAGCCAGGCUACAGUGCUAGCAAAAAGACCUGUCCGCCAACAGCCUAAAGGUCUUAAAGCGCGAUUUCAACCAAUUGGAUUUGCAAGCGCACCUGGUAUCAUUGGAUCCGACGAAGAUGAGAGUGACUCGGAAGAACGCGCUCCCAAGUUCCAAAAAAUCGCAAUGUCAGAAGACGAGAUAUCGGACGUAGAGAUGGAAGAUGCACCGCCAUCCUUAAACCCUGCGAAGAAAUCAAAGUCUGAUAAGUCGAAGAAGAGCCAGAAGGACUCACAAGAGAGUGCGGAUCGCUCAUCGAAAAAGAAGCACAAGGAUACUGGAGACAGGAAGAAAAAGCACAAGAGUUCGUUCACAUCAGCCUCCCCAGAAAUACAGGAACUGAAAAUUUUGAAGAAGCAGACAGCAAUUGAGCUCGCGAAUCAGUCCAUUCCAUUACGACUGCGGGCCACAUCGCAUUCAGAUUCGGCUCCUGAAAACCCAACUGAUACUAGUCCUUCCAAACCUUCCAUACUCCUAUCAAGCAAGGCGUCCUCUAAUUUAAACACAACACUUCCGCAAGCUCAAACUACCAACCUUCGAUCCCACCACGAAACAACUAUCUCAAACGCGGAGAGUACGAAGAAGAAAGCUAUAAGAGCACCCGUCAGUAAAGAUUCAGGUAUGGCAACCAUUGAGGAAGAAGCUAGACGGGAGAAAAAAGCGCACAAGGAGGCGAAGAGGAGACGAUUGAAAUCUCGGACUGAUAACAUUUGAUGGUUGGGACAUUGUGCAUAAAAAGGUUUUUUGCUUUCUCCAGCGGGGAUUGGAGUCAUGGUAAUCAACUUACUCACGAGGCAGACUCAAAAAUAAUGAUACCAAAAUUAACCUCAUAUUACUCCAUGAGCAACCUUGUUCAUCCUCUGCUUCUUUGCCUCAAGCGAACCCCCUCCCGCAAGAAAUGUCGAUCAUUGUUGUCUUUAGUCUUGGCAAGCAAUGGUUAAGUGAGUUAUAAUUAUAGCUUCGUAGCUUCAUACAGAAAGCUGUGAAAGAUCCAGAAGGAUAUUAAGAAUAUUUCAAGUACCAAUUCUCCCUUUUGAUAGUAUUGAUCUUGAAUAUGCCUCCAUUCAUACCAAACUC